CAGGCGCUCAUCGGCACGCAUUGCCGCCAAAGGGCUUCAAAAAGGGGCCCAGAAGGCCUGCCAGCCAGCAAUAAACACAAAAACCACAACGAAAGCCAAUUGAAACCUGUGGCCACUUGUCACACACGUAACCGAAAGUGCCAGUGACAGUUGUUGUUAUAUUCUUGGCGUCUGUCUCGAGUGGUACAACAAAAAAAAAAAACAAAUUAAUUUAUAUACAAGGAAAUACCGGCUGGACAGCGGAGUUCGCGUGUGCGUGUUUCGAUUUUGCGGCACUACAAAAACCGAUACGAAACUCCAUUUAUGACCGCCGUAAGUCGUAAGCCGUGAGUUGUGGGUCGUCUUGUACGUGUUUACGCUAUACUUUAUAUAUAUACAAAAAAAAAAGAAGCAAGAAAAAGAAUGAGAAACGUGCGGCAAAUUGCGGGAAACUUCUUCUUGGAGUGGGUAUAGAAAUCAAAAAGAAAUUCCAUUUUAACAAAUCGAUUUUGGGAUGUUUUUUUAUAUUCGAAUGCGGACAGCAAUAUAAAUAGAACCGCGUUCGGGACUAAUGACAAAUUAAAUUGUUGGCACACACCCAAAAAAAAAAGGUAGCCGAAAAAAGAAUAUCACAACAUCGCAGGCAUUAAAAAAUUACGAACCGCGCGUGUUAAAAGUUUGAGCUGUUAUCAACCAAAACAACAACAACAACAAGUUUAAAAGCAUUAACAAUAAACUGCGAUAAAAGCAACAGAAAAACGGGAAAAGUUUCAUUAUUUUUGUGAGGCAGUGCCGCCAAAGCGUCAGGAGGCAAAUCAGGAAGGACAAUGAAGGCGUCGCGGCUCGCGGGCUCAUCCUGCCGCCAUUCCACCGCUCAUCAUCAACGGCGGACGUUGGGCGCGUGUUGAGCAAUUCCCGUGUCGCCGACUGUUGCGCGCUUGAGUGUUGAAUCGAAGCACGGUCUCGACUUUUUGCCAUUGCCAACAACGACUGCGAGGAGAUCCGGAAGGAAAAGCGACCUGCGGAGGAUUGGGAAAUGGAGUGGAGCCCGGUCGGAGCUUUGAGCAAACACUUGAAACACAGAGCAGCAGAGGCAACCAGGAUGACGGCGAACUUCGGCGGCCUUGUUUGCAUUGCAGAUUGCAAUUACUCGCGUUUUAAAUUACGCACAGCAACCAGGGCAAAGAUAAACCACGAGAACAGCGGAAAACCAUUUGGGAAGGAACUUGAAUGAGCUGCGUUUCAAUCUCCGUGUGAAAUCGAAGAGAUGUCCGGGGUUAACGUCGCUGACAUUUUGGCCACGACAAUGACAUUGCCCAUGACAGCCACAUCAGCAACAUCCACGGCGGCAACAUCCAGUAGGCUGAGCAAAUCGAUUGCAGAGUUCGUUGCAGGUGGUGCAGCAACAGCAACAUCAGCGACAAACAGUAACAGCAGCCACUCGAAACUUGCAACAUUAUCGAGCCACAUUUCCACAACAGCAACGGCUGCAGUGGCAGCAACAUCAACAACGACGACGACGACCAGUUUGCCUAUAACAUCGCAAUUUGUGAAUGCCUCGUUGACUUCGCUAUCAUUAACAGCCACAUCGUCUGGCUCGUUUUCGUCCUUUCCGUCCUCGGAGUCCCCGUUCGAGUUCCUCGCAACAGUUGGGCCAAACAUUACGGCCAAUGCCAGCGACAUUGUCGUGGAGAGCCAGGAGGAGCUGGAGGAGAGCUGGCUGGAUCUAUCGCUGCUGCUGCUGAAAGGCUUUAUCUUCUCGUCAAUUAUCCUGGCCGCAGUCCUGGGAAAUGCGUUGGUCAUCAUUUCAGUGCAGCGCAAUCGAAAGCUGCGGGUGAUAACCAAUUACUUUGUUGUGUCGCUGGCGAUGGCCGACAUGUUGGUGGCCCUCUGUGCGAUGACAUUCAACGCCUCCGUGGAACUGUCCGGCGGAAGGUGGAUGUUCGGACCGUUCAUGUGCAACGUGUACAACAGCCUGGAUGUUUACUUUUCCACGGCGAGCAUACUGCAUCUCUGCUGCAUAUCGGUGGACAGAUACUACGCCAUAGUGCGUCCGCUGGAGUACCCAUUGAAUAUGACACACAAAACGGUUUGCUUCAUGCUCGCCAACGUGUGGAUCCUGCCCGCCCUCAUAUCCUUCACGCCCAUCUUCCUGGGCUGGUACACAACGGACGAGCAUCUGCGGGAGGUGUCGCUGCAUCCGGACCAGUGCUCAUUUGUGGUCAACAAGGCCUACGCCCUCAUCUCCAGCUCCGUGAGCUUCUGGAUACCCGGCAUCGUGAUGCUGGUGAUGUACUGGCGCAUCUUUAAGGAGGCGAUACGCCAGCGCAAGGCCCUCAGCCGCACCAGCUCCAACAUCCUGCUGAACAGCGUCCACAUGGGCCACACCCAGCAGCCCACCAACCUGAGCUAUCUGCAUCCCAGCGACUGCGAUCUGAAUGUGGCAUCUGCUCGUGAGGAGACGCACAGUGCUCUGAGCAACUUGGAGGACAUGCUGCAGCCUGCCACCGACGAGGACGACGACAGGGACGAGUGCGAUGAACUGCGAGUGCCGUCGCCUCCGCCGCGCCGCCUCAGCCGCAGCAGCAUCGACCUGCGCGACCUGGAGCAGGAGCGGUACGAGAAGGUCACCCACACGGACAGCGCCCCCUCGAUGAUGGCCCUGCAGCAGCAGCAGCCGUCGCACAACCAGCUGCAGCCACCGGCGCCAGUGUUCAACCCGCAGAUAUGGACGGAGGGCAAGAUGCUGCCGUCGAAGGAGCUGGAGAAGGAGCAGCCGCAUCCCACCGCUCCGCAGCAGCAGCUCAGCCUGACCAGCGGCAGUGGGAACAGCGAACCGGAGCCGGAGUCCACGGCCUACCGGGUCUUCGGUCUCAACAGCGACGAGAGCGAGGGCAACGACCUGUACGACACCCACCUGCCGCUGGCCGAGGACAACAAGGAGCUGAAGCGCCUGAUCGAGGACAACUACCUGUACUUCAAGCGGCAGACGGGCGGCACCAUCAUCAGCGGUCCGGGGGGCGGCAAGUACGCCGCCCUCAGCGAAACGGACUUCAUCCGCCUGAAGGCGGGAGCAGCGGCCUGCGGGCGGAAGGCCAUCGCCGCCAGCGAUUCCGAGUUCCUGCGCACCAUCAGCGAGUCGAGGGCCGCGCCGGAGCAGCCGCUGCCUGGGAAGGAGAAGGGCUUCAACAUCCUCUCGCUGCUGGCCAAGACCAAGCGCUCGAGCACCGAGUGCUUCGCGCUGGAGAAGAAGCGCCACCAGGCCAACUCCGAGGGGUCCAGCUUCUUCCGGCGCGCCCGAAACCGGAAGUUGUCGCACAGCUACAACGGAUGCGGCGGCGGCAAGGAACGCAAACUUGAGCGACGCCAGCGGCAGCACAGCGAUACGGACUCCACGCCCAACAAGCCGGACAUCCUGCUGGACAUCAAUGUACUCAGCGAGCAGACCGGCGCCAGCGUGAUCCAGCACUUCAGCGAUGGAGUGCAGCUGAUUGACUUCAGCGAGAUCAAGACUCCGGAGAGGAUUCGCAGCGACGACGAGCUGGCCCAGCUGGCCGACUGCUUCGGGGAAUCCCCACAGCAGCCGGCCACGCCGCCGCCGUCGUUGUCGCCGCCGGAACUGCCGGAACCGAGUGGCCUGCUGAUCGCCAGCAGCUCCGAGCUGGCCGAGAUCUUUCGAUCGCUGAGCUUUCCGCUGGGCCGCCCGGCCGGAGCUCCCCAGCGCCUGAGCACGCUGAGCGACCAGGUGUGCGCCAACUAUCUGAUGUCCCCACCGAACACACCGGCUCCACCGGCCAUCUCCGUGCCCAACGGAGCUGUCAUGGACUCCUCCUCCUCCAACGCGCAGUCGGCGUCCAUCAAUGUGUACUUCCUGUCGCCGCCGCCGCAUGCCGCCGGACCUGGCUACACGCCCAGUGACGCCUCGACCGUGUCCCUGGAUGUGGUGACCACCCUGCCAAUGCCCGUGCCCGUGCCCAAUCCGCAACUGCCCUCGCAGCCCAACAUAUCGCCCAAGCCGGAGAUCAUACUCGAUUCCACGCUGUCGCCCGUCGAAGGAUGUGGCGAUGAGCACCGCGAUGUCACGUCGCCGCUGUUCAAGCGCAAAGAUAGCGCCGGCGAUGCGGACGUGAGCGUUUCCGGGGGGCUGGGAGUUGGUGGUGGCCGCCAAGGACGCUGCAGCAUCCUGGCCGGCUACGAUGGCAUCCAGACCGUGCGCAAGCGACAGGCGUCCGUGGUGACCUACGACGUGAAUGUCAUAAACUUCUCGCAGGAUAACAGCGACAGUCGCAGCUACAUCCCCAUGGGCCGCGUUUCCACCAGUUCAGCAAAGCACGAAUUUUCCAAUAAAUCCUCGCUGAUCCGACGCGGCGGCAUCUGCAUCUUUGUGGAUGAGGAGGAGGCGGAGACCACUGAGCAGCGGCCCCGCGGCAUCACCUUCGCCGCGGUGCCCAGUCCGCUGCCCAAGUGUCCGCUCUGCGGCGCCGACAUCAGCAGCACCACCGCGAACGCAAACGCAAACGCCAACGCCGGCACCACAAUCGACACCACUGAAACCACCAAUGCAAGUGCAAGUGCAACUGCAAGUGCUAGUAGUAAACGUAGUAGUCACGAACCAACCCCCGAUCUUGGCCAGGGGCCCAGGUCCAGGUCCGGGGCCAGUUCCACCCGCUUCUGGCACAAGCGAACGGCGGCGGUCACAGCAUGUUGGCGGCAGAGCAAGAACCGGAAGCGCCGCUUCAAGACCGGAUGCAGUCACUGUGGUGCAACCGGCGGUUCCGUGCGCCCGGCCAAAGGAUGGAAGGCCGAACACAAGGCCGCCCGCACUCUGGGCAUCAUCAUGGGCGUCUUUCUGCUCUGCUGGCUGCCCUUCUUUCUGUGGUAUGUCAUCACAUCGCUCUGCGGACCAGCGUGCCCAUGUCCCGAUGUGCUCGUCGUCGUGCUUUUCUGGAUCGGUUACUUCAACUCCACGCUGAAUCCGCUUAUAUACGCCUACUUUAAUCGCGAUUUCCGCGAGGCAUUCCGCAAUACGCUGGAGUGUGUGCUACCCUGUUUGGAGAAACGAAAUCCGUACAACGCCUACUACGUCUAGACCGGAUAGCGUCUGCACCCCCUUCGAUACGGAACAAUGCCCCUAUAAGUGAUAUUUAAUACUUGAGUGAAUUGUUAUACCAAAGGAGGAAAAACAAAGGAAGGAAAAACACGAGGAAUGGCGAAAACAGAAGCAUUCGUGCAAGGAUCUGUGUAGUUUGCAAAAUCCUUGGAGCUAAGCAAUACUCAAUGUGUGUUUAUGUAUACGUGUACAUUUUCAUUUAAGCAACGAUAGGGAAUUUAAAUUAAAGUUGUGUUCUAAGCCCGCCAAGCAGCGGUUGCAGGGACAAUGCUGCCCCGGAACUAUACUAUCCAUAUAUAAGUGUUGUUGUCCAACUAAACAGGAGAUAUACGUAAAAAAUAUACAUAUGGAAGAGUUAAAACCAAUUAGAAAACGCGCGACUAUGCAUAGAAAAAUUCCAAUUUCAAAUGAAAUGUUGUCAAAUGAAUCGUAAGAAACAUGUAAGGUCACUUCGGCUUGUCGGAGAUAAGACACUUUUUCCAUAGAUCGUUUGAGUACUACGCAGUCUAAAAUUGGCUAAUACAUUUUAUUGAGAAGGUUACAACACCAUCUUAGCUUUUGAAUUGCCGACUUUCUUUAUAUAUUUAUAUUAAUAUCAGUUAAAAAAGCAAUAGUUUUUAUUGGUGUACAAAUUAGAUAAAGAUAUGUGGAAAAGCUCAUGCUGACCAAGUUUAUUUGGUAAUUUACAAUGUAACAAUAAUUAUUUUCAAUAGCAAACUGCAUUAUGUUUAACUCGUUCUUAAAAAACGUUGGCGCUGAAAUUCCGAGAGCUUUUCUAAAAACUCAGUAUCAUGGAAAGAGUGCAAUGCCAUAAUCUUACCUAUAACAUUAAGUAUCAUAUGUAACCUAGAACAUUAGCAAACCAAAUCUACAUAAUCCAGUUAAAAGAAAUUAAAAAUUAUAAAUUACGCAAUCGAAAUUAUGUAUAGAAAAAUAUAGAAUGAAAGG
Drosophila rhopaloa is the source of this 6037-nucleotide messenger RNA. RefSeq names its product octopamine receptor beta-3R (gene Octbeta3R). The record is from RefSeq and is a predicted model, not a curated record. Gene Ontology annotation, cellular component: membrane. Gene Ontology annotation, biological process: adenylate cyclase-activating adrenergic receptor signaling pathway. Bases 1247 to 5068 code for a protein of 1273 amino acids. Gene Ontology annotation, molecular function: octopamine receptor activity. The transcript has 9 exons. Lineage: Eukaryota; Metazoa; Arthropoda; Insecta; Diptera; Drosophilidae.